Messenger RNA from Platichthys flesus (European flounder), 2397 nucleotides. It is a transcript of the gene cxxc5a, whose product is annotated as CXXC finger protein 5a. Bases 532 to 1371 code for a protein of 279 amino acids. The transcript has 3 exons. Gene Ontology annotation, cellular component: nucleus. Gene Ontology annotation, molecular function: methyl-CpG binding; zinc ion binding. Lineage: Eukaryota; Metazoa; Chordata; Actinopteri; Pleuronectiformes; Pleuronectidae. The record is from RefSeq and is a predicted model, not a curated record.
CUGUGCGAGCGGGGAUGUAGAGGUGGGAUCGCGAGCACCGAGGAAGCUGGGGGAACCCACGCGUUCAGCCUCCGAGAAAGUACGCUUUUCCCAAAAUAACUGACUGGUGAAUAAUUUUUUUCUUCUUCUCACAUUUUGUCAUUAACGGACAGCCACUCUGUGGGAUUGUGUUUCCGGAGAAUAAGCUUCCCCCCCCCCUUUUCCUUCCACCCUCUGGGUUUUUUGUCACCAUUCUGCACGGCAGGCUGAGAGACGGACCGCUCGGACUGAGGGAGCCCUCCCCUCCGCCCGGAUCGGCUUUGGUAGUUUGCAGACGACCCAUGGAAGAACGUGGAUGAGGGCUGAGCUAUAGUGCGGGCUGAAGGCUCCGGGGCCUGCCUGUUGGCUGGUUGGCUGGUUGGUCCAUUGAAGUGAGGCACCACUCUCACCAGGACACAGAACGGACCGAGGAAAGGUCUCUGCUCCCCCUCCUCGCUCACCCCUGCUCCCUUUCCACCCUCACCCCCAACCCAGGCACGUACGCUCUGGACCAUGACUACCAGGCUGUCGGAGGGGGGCCGGACAGAGGACCUGGAGCGAGGUAGCUGCAAGCAGGACUCUCCUGUUAUUGAGCGCAGGAACCGCAGUGGCAUCCUCAGUGAGCCGCUCAGUAAGAGCCUUAAGAACUCCCGUACCCUCUCCCAGUACAAAUCAGUCUCUUCUGCCACCACUAAUGGACACAGGGACAAUACUGAGAGUAAGCGCCAUUCGGCCAAGCCUCAGCCACCCCCGCAACCCCAGCCCACUGUCUCUGCACUCACAGCAGCCAAGUUGGACCGAACCCUAGAACAGGUUCUAGAGGGACAGAAUGGCCUGCUGCACUUUGCCCAGGCAGCAGCACUGUUAAAGCGGGCCGGUAUGGAGCACAUGCUCCUGCCCGGGGGCAUGGGAGUGGGAGUUGGCGGCGGAGACGCAGGCUCGGGGGGUAGCGACUUGGAGGGUACGUCUGUCACGGACGCCGUAGGUGGUCCUGUUGACUUCCCAUAUGGAGUAGGGGGUGGCUUCCCCUUCAACCCCGGGCUUUUCAUCAUGACGCCGGCUGGAGUGUUUCUGGCAGACAGCGCUCUACACAUGGCCAGCCUGGCCGAGUACCCGGCGCAGAGCGAGCUGGCCUCUGCUAUCAACUCCGGUAAAAAGAAGCGAAAACGUUGCGGCAUGUGCCCACCUUGCCGCCGGCGGAUAAACUGCGACCAGUGCAGCAGCUGCCGGAAUCGCAAAACAGGCCACCAGAUCUGCAAGUUUCGCAAAUGUGAGGAACUGAAGAAAAAACCAUCUGCUGCUCUGGAGAAGGUGAUGCUGCCUACAGGAGCGGCGUUCCGGUGGUUCCAGUAGGACUCGUCCUCCUCUCCCUACCCAAAGCUCUGCCAUCAAGUGCAAUGCCAACUCCUGGAUUGUCUCCCGGAACGGACACUGGCUUAUAAAACAAACAAGCAACAAACAAAAAAACAUAGGAAAAAAAAACAGACAAAAAAACAAAAGCUAAAAACAGAAGAAAAAAAAAAUCAAUCGGGUAAUGGAUGCACCUACUUAUUCCUUGAACCAAAAAUGAAGCAUAAAGAAAAGCAUCUAUGGCAACUUUCAUUCCCUUUUCUAUGUUUCCCAUUUUGGUACCUUUUGUCCUUUUUCCAGCAGUUUUUCUUUUUUUCUUCCGUUGCUUAAACAUGGAACUGUUCAUUACCAGAAACAGAAAUGACGGACUGAGUGUGGACAAUCAACUAAUUUCUGUGUUUGGUGUUAAUGUUGUUCAUGUGUGGAAAGAUACAGUACUUGUGUAGAGAAUGUAAAUUUACAGCUAUAUUUUAAAACUAGUGGCUAAUGGCAAACAUUAUUGUAAUUCUUCACCGUUAUGUUACCCUUGUCGAUUUUAUGACUCGUAAACGGACCAGUGGUCGUCUUUGAGAAGGCUAACGAAAAUGUUGAUUUGGAACUUGGAUGAAAUUUUGAAAAUUAAAAUGUCACGCUAUCGGGCAGAUCUCCAGCGACCCGUCACCGGGUUGAAGACGCAGUUCACCAGAGCCUCAAUCGGCCCUCCUCUCUUCCUUUAUAGUGAAACUGGCAGCCUUACGUUACUGUGGCCCUACUGAGCACGUGCCAAUGCUGCACAGGGCAAUAGCACUAAGAGACAGCACUUGCUCUGAGUCAACCCUGCUGAACGCACUGAGACAAGAUUACAUUUGUUUUUUUAUUUUUGUUUUUUUUGUUUGUUUUUGUUAUAUUUUCAUGUUGUUGUUUUUUUUCUUCCAGUUACGUUGCUGGGUAGCUACAGCUUUUAAAAAUAACCAAUCUUUGUAUUCGUUUAGAAAAAUUGGACUGGUUUUGUGAAUAAAAAGGAAUGCAUGUAUUUGUGUCGAAAAUUUA